Micromonas commoda is the source of this 2538-nucleotide messenger RNA. RefSeq lists its product with no specific name. Bases 1 to 2538 code for a protein of 845 amino acids. Gene Ontology annotation, cellular component: nuclear pore. Lineage: Eukaryota; Viridiplantae; Chlorophyta; Mamiellophyceae; Mamiellales; Mamiellaceae. The record is from RefSeq and is a predicted model, not a curated record. Gene Ontology annotation, molecular function: structural constituent of nuclear pore. Gene Ontology annotation, biological process: ribosomal small subunit export from nucleus; mRNA export from nucleus; ribosomal large subunit export from nucleus. The transcript has a single exon.
AUGGAGGCUUUCCUGAACCCCUGCGUUCGGAGCGACGGCGAACGGCUGGACCCAUCCCUCUCGCCGGCGCCGAGCCUGCUGGCGGAGGACGGGCGAGGGGUUCUCUACGCGCUGGGCGCCGACGGCGUGAUCCGCGCGUGCCCCGCGCGCCUCCUCAACGCUGCCGCGCGCGGGUCCAUCGCCGAUGACGCGCUCCCCACGCGCGUCUUCAAGCCCGAGCCCCCGAUCGACUUCGAGCCACGCACGAUCUCGGUUUCCCCCUCGGGGCACUUCGCCGCGGUGGGCGGCCUGAGGCACGACGCAUCCGCGGGAUCCGGGUCCAUCCCACCGUCCUCCGCGCUCGCCAUCGUUUCGUUGAGGACGGGCGGCGAUCGGUCCGGGUUCGAAGCGUUGGAAGACGGCGCGCCCGGGUGCCGAUGCGUUCCGCUGCUGGACGACGACUUUGACAGGCACCCGUCUAUGCGCCCGCUCCGAGCCGCGUGGCACCCUAACAGCGACGGGCACCUGUGCGUGCUCCUCUCCGACGGCACGUUGCACGUGUUCGACGCCGCCGUGGGACCCGUCGCGGAGCAGGCCUUCAGGCUGGAUCCGUGGGGCCGGGGAUCCCGACCGGGGCCGUACCCGCUUCGACCCGAAAUUGUCGAUUUUGCCUUUGCGCCGCCGCACGGUUGGGGCGCGCUGUCGCUCGUGUUGCUGGGGCGGGAGGGGGACGUGUACGUGAUGUGCCCGUUCGCGCCGUGGGGGGCGAGGUACCCGCGGGUCACCCUGGAGAGCCUGCAACCGCCGGAUGAAAACUCGGAGGUUUGGCUGGCGACGACGUUCCCGACGCUUCGCAGAAAUGGGAGGGGGGCGGACAACGAAGACGACGACGACGGGUACGACGACGACGCGGGCGGCGGCGGCGGCGUCGUGCCGAGCGACGACGACGACGACGACGCGGGCGGCGGCGGCGGCGGGGCGCCGAGCGACGACGACGACGCCUUCGCGGGACCCACCGUCGCCGCCAGACCCGCUCGAAUUGAGGGCGUCGCGACGGCGCUCCGGGGGCCCCUACCGCUCGGCACCGACCCGGUGGACGGCGACGGCGACGGCGGCGUGAUCGGUCGCGGCGCGGUGGCGCGCUCGCUCGCUGCGGCGCCCUUCGCCGCGGGCGAGGGCGGCGGCGCGCUCCUGGCGGUGGCGCAUCAGAGGGUGGUCGCGGAUGAGCGGGAUGAGCGGGCGCCGAACGAGGGGCGCGUCUCCGCCACGCUGGACGUGCUCAUCCUGCCGCAGGAACCGUCCCCGGCGUGGGCCGCGCUCAGCGAGGAGGACGAGGCGGCCGCGUACGAGGCGGCCGCGUGCGACGGCGGGCCCGUGUUGACCCUCGCGCCCAUCGCCGCGGACGACGACGACGGAUCGCUCCAGCCGUUGCUGGCCAUCGACCGAGUCGAGCUCGCGAGCGGCGAGCCGACGCUUCGAAGGCCGAAGACCUCCGUCGCGGCGGCGCAGAACGAGCUCGCACCGUUCGUGUCGGUCGUGUGGGACCCGUCGUGCCGCGACAGGGUGUUCUGCUGCGCGGGCGGUGCGGUUCACGGCGUGACCCUCACGUGGCUCGCAGCCGUCGAGGGCGCCGUGGACGAGGAGGAGGAGGGUGAAAAAUCCGGCAGCGAGCUGUCGCUGCCCACCGUCGUCACGCUCAUGGAUUCGCCCGAGGUGCUCCUGGGCGUGGCGCCGUGCGGGGAUCCGCUCGCGGAGGGUCUCCUCCUGGCGGUGGACGCGACGGGCGCCGCGUACGGUUUGCGCCCCGCUCCGCCGCUUCCCGAGGGAAUCGACGCGGGGAACGAAGACGAGGCGAUCGACUCCGCGGCGGCGUCUGCGCUCGCGGGCGGCGCGGAGGCGAGCGCCGAGCUUCGAGCGCUGGCGGCGGGUCCUCCCGGCCCGCCUCCCGCACCCCCGGCGGGCGCGGCGGCGCUCAAGCCGGGCACGAUUGAGGGCAACGCGGCGCUCGCCGCGGCGGCUAUCGCGCUCAAGGAGAGGCACUUGCGGUACGCGCAUCGAGUCCACGCGGCGACCAAACGGCACAGCCUGCGCCUCGGCGCGGAGAUCAAGCGGCAGCGAGUGGAGGCCAAGGUCAUUCGCGAGGGCCUGGAGGCUGUGCUCGCGCGUAAGGAGAUCUUAGCCGCGAAGAUUGAGCGUAGCGUCGCGAAUCAUGAGGAAAUUCGCGAGCGACUCAGGAAACUGGCAGAGGCUGAGCGUUCGCUGCCCCACCCGCUCACGCGCGCGGAGUCUGCGUUCAAGACCACGCUGCAGGCUAACGCGGACGACCUACCGCUCCUGGAGGCGAAGCUCGAGGAGCUCAAGAGGCGGUGCGAGGCGAUUGGGGAGGAUUUCGCAACAAUCGGCGCGCUGGCGGCUGGCGACGGGGACGUGUUCGAGAGGCUCGCGGCGUCGGACCCGGCGAUCGCCGCGGAAAUUGAGCUGCAGGACGCCGCGACAAAGGCGAACCUGGAAAGGGUGAAAGAGAUCGAGCUAGCGGUCGGUCCACUCGAUGACUUCUAA